AUGUUACAAACACCUUCUAGGGCGUCGACGGCCUCGUCUUCUUCCUUCCAACCGAUAUCGCGUCAAAAUACCAUGUCUUCCUACGAGGGCUCGCGCUCGGCGCGACAGUCUAAGCGAAUGUCCAUGUCAGCCCUGUACCUAUCUAUGUCGGCAAACGAAUCGGAUCUAGAAAUUGAAGACGAUCUCGCAAAAGCACAGAAAAUACUGCGCGAGUUGAAAUCUAAAAUCUCUUCGCAGUCGAAGAAGAACUUCGUCCUUGAAAAGGAUGUUCGGUAUCUCGAUUCUCGAAUUGCUUUGCUUAUUCAAAACCGAAUGGCGUUAGAAGAGGCCAGUCAUCUCGAAGACGCGACCGACUUACAGGAGGGCGCCUUUCCUAACGACGACAAAACGCAGAAAUAUGGUAACCUUAUGUUCUUGUUACAAUCUGAGCCUAGGCAUAUUGCACAUCUCUGUAGAUUGGUUUCUAUGUCCGAGAUCGACUCGUUGCUGCAGACAGUUAUGUUUACGAUAUAUGGAAACCAGUAUGAAAGUCGAGAAGAACAUCUCCUCUUGACUAUGUUUCAAUCUGUCCUUACCUAUCAAUUCGAUACGACUCCCGAAUAUUCGUCUCUUCUCCGAGCCAACACGCCGGUUUCUCGUAUGAUGACCACCUACACUAGGCGUGGGCCGGGGCAGAGCUUCUUGCGAUCGGUACUAGCAGAGAGAAUUAACGGCCUGAUCGAGUUGACAGACCUAGAUCUUGAGAUCAAUCCUUUGAAAGUCUACGAACGCAUGUGUCAACAGAUCGAGGAGGAUACUGGUAGCCUUCCGCCAUCGCUUCCUAGGGGUAUCACUGGCGAACAAGCAGCCGAAAAUCCUCAAGUGCAGAAAAUCAUAGAACCGCGUUUAACAAUGUUGACGGAAAUCGCCAACGGUUUUCUACAGACAAUCAUUGAUGGGCUUGAUGAAGCUCCCUAUGGGAUCCGAUGGAUAUGUAAACAGAUUCGAAGUUUGACCAAGCGGAAGUAUCCCGAUGCGAACGAUCAGGUUAUCUGCACGUUGAUCGGCGGUUUUUUCUUCCUGCGUUUUAUCAAUCCUGCCAUCGUCACACCGAAAUCAUACAUGCUCAUCGAUGGGGUGCCGUCUGAUCGACCACGCCGAACUCUCACAUUGGUCGCUAAGAUGCUACAGAACCUGGCUAAUAAGCCCUCGUAUGCAAAGGAACCAUACAUGGCCAAGUUGCAGCCGUUCAUCCAACAGAACAAGGACCGUGUCAACAAGUUCAUGUUGGAUCUUUGUGAAGUCCAAGAUUUUUAUGAGAGUCUCGAGAUGGAUAAUUACGUAGCGCUGUCAAAGAAGGACCUUGAGCUCUCUAUUACUCUAAACGAGAUAUACGCCAUGCAUGGCUUGAUCGAAAAACACUGCGGGGAACUCUGUAAGGACGAAAACUCACACUUGGCUCAGAUUAUAUCGGAAUUAGGCCACGCACCCGCACAGGUACCUCGAAAGGAGAAUAGGGCUAUCAACCUUCCCCUGUUUAGCCGAUGGGAGACAGCCAUAGAUGAUCUGACCGCCGCCCUAGAUAUCACGCAGGAGGAAGUCUACUUUAUGGAAGCGAAGUCCAUCUUCGUACAAGUAAUGCGCUCUAUCCCUGCUACCAGCUCAGUUGCUCGACGACCUCUGCGUCUCGAGAGGAUUGCGGAUGCGGCGGCUACGUCAAGAAACGACGCGGUCAUGGUUCGGAAAGGUAUCCGUGCCAUGGAACUACUUAGUCAACUUCAGGAGAUGAAGGUUAUUGAUAAGUCUGACCAUUUUGGCUUAUUGAGGGAUGAGGUCGAACAGGAAUUACAGCACUUAGGCUCUUUGAAAGACGGUGUAAUUGCCGAGACAGCCAAGCUCGAAGAAGUAUACAAGACCAUCAGAGAUCACAACGCGUACCUGGUCGGCCAACUUGAGACAUACAAGAGUUAUCUUCACAACGUACGAAGUCAAUCCGAAGGCACGAGACGAAAGCAGCAGAAGCAGCAAGUUCUCGGACCAUACAAAUUUACUCACCAGCAGCUAGAAAAGGAAGGUGUCAUCCAGAAGAGCAAUGUUCCCGACAAUAGGAGAGCUAACAUCUACUUCAAUUUCACAAGUCCUUUACCGGGGACCUUUGUUAUUUCGCUACAUUAUAAAGGGCGCAACCGUGGUCUAUUAGAACUUGACCUGAAGCUUGACGACCUGUUAGAAAUGCAGAAGGACAACCAAGACGACUUGGAUCUGGAAUAUGUGCAAUUCAACGUCACGAAGGUAUUAGCCUUGCUAAAUAAGCGCUUUGCCAGGAAGAAAGGCUGGUGA
Messenger RNA from Daldinia vernicosa, 2319 nucleotides. Its product is annotated as GTPase. Gene Ontology annotation, cellular component: cell cortex. The transcript is spliced from 5 exons. The coding region runs from base 1 to 2319 and encodes 772 amino acids. The record is from RefSeq and is a predicted model, not a curated record. Lineage: Eukaryota; Fungi; Ascomycota; Sordariomycetes; Xylariales; Hypoxylaceae. Gene Ontology annotation, biological process: regulation of actin cytoskeleton organization; regulation of GTPase activity. Gene Ontology annotation, molecular function: protein binding; GTPase activator activity.